Paramecium sonneborni is the source of this 836-nucleotide messenger RNA. The record is from the annotation of a GenBank genome assembly. NCBI's taxonomy places the organism in Eukaryota, Ciliophora, Oligohymenophorea, Peniculida, Parameciidae.
AUGUAGAGAGAAUUUUCUAAUUCUUAAGGCUCACAAAUUAAUAGUCGUAAAGAAAAAGAAAUUUAGAAAAAUUCAGAGAUGAUUUAGAAAUAAUCUUAUCAACAAGCAUAACUCUAAGAUUAAGCUUUAAUCUAAUAUUAUAUUUUUGAAGAUUAUUAAAAUUUAUUAAACCUAAUAUACUCUUUAAAGAUCGUGUAGGAAUAUUUUUAAAAUGAUCCAAAUAACAAAAUGGUGACUUUAUCUAGAAAUAAAGUAAUUGCUUAACUUAAUCUCUCUAACACAAUUCAUCAUGAUAUAUCAUAAACCUACAAAGACUAGAAUUAUAAAAUAUUUAUCAAAAACCAAAAAGAAAAAGUUAAGGAAUUGCUUAAAAAACUUCCUGAAGACAUUUAAAAUUAAUAAUAUCUGCAAAUGUAUCAAUAGAAUAGUUUAUCUGAAAAUGUUAAAUGUGAUUAUACACCACUCGAAAAACUUGAUAUUAAUUUGAAUUUUAAUGAACAUUCUGUAGCUAAAGUUUUGUAAUCAAUACAAAUUGUAGAUGAAAAAAUCAAUUAAAUAACAACAUAAAAUCAUUAUCAAAUUGAAAAUGAUGAUUUUUAAGAUAAAGCAAAGUAUUGAAUAAAAAUAUUAAUAGAAAGUAUUAGAUUUUUACCCUAUAAAAAUUAGAAGCUAAUUUUUCUUAAAAAAAAAAAGGAAAAUAAUCUAUUAGGAGUAAAUCAGCAUAAAAUAAUCAAACCAAAAUUAAAUAAGAUUAUUAAAACAGCAAUAUCUAAGUUUAACAUCAAAAAGAAAAGCCAAAAAAAAUUAAGGAUUGUAUAAACUUGGCUGAGUUUUGA